Tarenaya hassleriana is the source of this 1921-nucleotide messenger RNA. Its product is annotated as cyclin-L1-1. The transcript is spliced from 11 exons. Gene Ontology annotation, biological process: regulation of transcription by RNA polymerase II. Gene Ontology annotation, molecular function: cyclin-dependent protein serine/threonine kinase regulator activity. Gene Ontology annotation, cellular component: nucleus. Lineage: Eukaryota; Viridiplantae; Streptophyta; Magnoliopsida; Brassicales; Cleomaceae. The coding region runs from base 296 to 1615 and encodes 439 amino acids. The record is from RefSeq and is a predicted model, not a curated record.
CCCCCGUUCUUUUUUUUUUCCACUCACCAGAUUCUCUCCCUCUUCCCGGCGACCUCUUCCGACCGCCGUCUGGCGUUUUCACGGUCGCUCCGCUUUCUCAGUUCACAAUUACAAGUUUAUGUGCUACGAACGUUAAAUAUGCGUUCACUUUCGAGCUGAAUCCAUCAAAAGCUCCUAGAGUUCACAUGUGUUGAAGUUUUACGACUCCCGCUUGUUAUGACGCUAUUGCUGACACAACAUGACUGGAAAAUUUUGCUCAGCCGUUCAGUUUGAGUGAAUUUGGUCGAGCCAAGUGAUGAUAUACACUGCAAUUGACAAUUUCUACCUAACCGAUGAGCAACUGGGGAACUCACCUUCAAGAAAAGAUGGGAUAGAUGAAAGCACUGAAAAUACGCUGAGGAUCUAUGGAUGCGAUCUCAUCCAGGAAGGCGGAAUAUUGCUCAGACUACCUCAAGCAGUUAUGGCUACUGGACAGGUUCUAUUCCACCGUUUCUACUGCAAGAAGUCCCUCCUUAAGUUUGAUGUUAAAAUAGUUGCUGCUAGCUGUGUAUGGCUCGCAUCAAAAUUGGAGGAAAACCCUAGGAAAGCAAGGCAGGUCAUCAUUGUCUUUCACAGGAUGGAGUGCCGGAGGGAGAAUUUACCAAUAGAGCAUCUGGAUUUGUAUUCAAAGAAAUUUUCAGAGUUGAAGGUCGAGUUGAGCAGAACUGAGAGACACAUACUGAAAGAGAUGGGUUUUGUUUGUCAUGUCGAACAUCCCCAUAAGUUCAUAUCAAACUACCUUGCCACACUUGAGACACCUCCAGAGUUGAGGCAAGAAGCUUGGAACUUAGCCAAUGAUAGUCUACGUACUACACUGUGUGUAAGAUUCAAAAGCGAGAUUGUGGCUUGUGGGGUCGUUUAUGCUGCGGCUCGUAGAUUUCAAGUACCGCUCCCUGAGAACCCGCCCUGGUGGAGAGCAUUUGAUGCAGAUAAAUCUGGGAUUGAUGAAGUGUGCAGGGUCCUUGCACACCUCUACAGCCUUCCAAAGGCUCAGUACAUAUCAGUCUGCAAGGAUGGGAAGUCGUUUACAUUUUCGAUUAGAUAUGGGGAUUCUCAAGCUCAGCCCACUACAAAGGACGUUUCCCAGCGCAGCCCCUCUGUUAAUGAUGUUGGUGGUGAUUCCAAGGUUACUCCAGGAUCAGGUAAUACUGAUUCAAAGGGCAGUGGAACAUCAGCAGUUCCUCCUCCAGAAAAGUCUACAGAUGCUAGGAAGAAUGACAAUGAGACGAAGAAUAAUGCGCCGAUUGAAGGAGAGAGAAGAGAGGAAGCUACCAGAAAAUCCAAGCCUGACGAAAAGAGUAAAGAUGGGGAGAGAGACCGAGACAGAGAUAGAGACAGAGACAAGGACAGAGAGAGGGACAGAGAUAGAGCAAAGGAACGGGAUCGAGAUCGAGGAGACAGGGACAGGGACAGAGAGAGGGAAAGGAUUCGGUCCCGUGAUCAUCAUCGCUCUAGAGAGAGACCAAAGGAUUCAGGGGGGCAUUCAGAUAAAUCAAGACAUCAUUCGUCCCGGGGUGAUCGUGAAUAUCAUGGAUCGCACUCAACAAAAGACAAGGACCGUCAUAGACACCAUUAGCGUGCUUGAGAGAGAGGGCCAUCCAUAUCUUUCCAUCUUCAAUGUGAGAAUCUCGAAUCUGCUUUGCUUAUUAUGCACCGUGUUUCCUUUUUCCGCAGCGGCCCACAGUCCAUGCAAGUCAUUGACUUGACCCUCUUUCAUAUGGAACCAAAGCACAAGCAAAAUAUAUUUAUGGGAUUUAAUUUCUUGUCCAAACUUAGCACUUGAUGGAUGUGUUCUUCAUUUGUCGGAAACUGUACAAGAGAAAUUGAAACAUACCGAUAUUCCUUUAAAUAUUAUCUGCGGAAUUUGGUAGAAAUAUUUUCA